AUGCGCACAGUUUUCAUCAAAAACCAGGGCAAGCUGUUCCAGGUUGUUUUAAAGUCCAUCAAUGUUCCAUUGCGUUAUAUUCACACCAAGGAAUCUCUCGAGCCGGUUUGGAGGUCCAUCUGUAAGGUCGAUUCGAACAAGGAUGUCCUAUCGGGCGAGCCGCUAGUUAAAUUCACACUUAUCUCGCGGUCAGAGACAGAACACAUCUUCACUGUCCGGCUAUCACAUGCCCAGUAUGAUGGCUCAUCGAGGCCAAUUAUUCUUCGCGAUCUUGUGACUGCUUACAACCAAGACAUUCACUCUGGCCCAGUUUGUGCAACCUUUCCUGACUACGUGUAUUUCUGUGCUAGCAACCGCUCCAAAUGUGCAUUUAACUUUUGGAAGGACUAUCUGCAAGGCUCAGUGAUGACAAUGCUUCCAUGUUCAGAUCUGCAAGCAAAUCAAGUUUCCGCGGAUAUCCACGAGAUCGCGUUCGGAGACCUCCCCAGCGCCUUGGAGGAUAUCACAAUCCCCACGUUGAUUAACGCAGCUUUCUCCUUCGUCUUGGCUAGUUUGACCAAGAAGGACGAUGUUGUGUUUGGAGUGGUGACGAAUACGCGUGCCAUUCCAUUGCCUCGGGUACAUACAAUUCUCGGGCCCUGUAUCAAUCACAACCCACUUCGAGCUCGCCUCGCGCAGGUCUGGUCGGUCAUCGACUUGUGCAGGCUGUUACGCGACCAAUACGCACAAUCUCAGCAAUUUUGUCACAUCGAGUUUUCCGACAUACUUGCCAAGAGUACGGAUUGGCCUUCGGAUACCAAAUUAGGAUGCAUCUUGAACCACCUAGGUGAGGGUGAUAAUAGUUCCCUGCCUUUAAAGGGAGGUGGCAUUAUUUCGGAUUCUUUUGCCAUGGGUCGGAUCGAUUUACAGGAUCAGCUUUUGAUCCGGGCUAUUCCAGGGAAAGGAAAAUUGCAGGUUCAAGUUCUCACAUCAAACAGAAUCAUGGACUCGGAACAAGCUGGAUUGCUGGCAAAAAGCCUGAUCGAUACGGCAAAUGCGUUCGCUAUGUCUCCAGAGGCACCGCUCUCUUCUAUGUCCUUUCUUCAUACCUAG
Penicillium soppii is the source of this 1092-nucleotide messenger RNA. RefSeq lists its product as uncharacterized. NCBI's taxonomy places the organism in Eukaryota, Fungi, Ascomycota, Eurotiomycetes, Eurotiales, Aspergillaceae. The transcript has a single exon. Gene Ontology annotation, biological process: amino acid activation for nonribosomal peptide biosynthetic process; secondary metabolite biosynthetic process. Bases 1 to 1092 code for a protein of 363 amino acids. The record is from RefSeq and is a predicted model, not a curated record. Gene Ontology annotation, cellular component: cytoplasm. Gene Ontology annotation, molecular function: catalytic activity; phosphopantetheine binding.